Molecule: messenger RNA, 1011 nt
Organism: Pelobates fuscus (common spadefoot toad)
Lineage: Eukaryota; Metazoa; Chordata; Amphibia; Anura; Pelobatidae
Product: olfactory receptor 5AR1-like
Exons: 1
Coding region: 1-1011 (336 amino acids)
Biological process (GO): G protein-coupled receptor signaling pathway
Cellular component (GO): membrane
Molecular function (GO): G protein-coupled receptor activity; olfactory receptor activity; odorant binding
Source: RefSeq, a predicted model, not a curated record
AUGAAAUAUAAACAGGUGGCUGGUUUAUUUUUUAACAUAAUCUUUGUUUUUUCUACUUUGACAAGACAAAAUAAAUUGAAACAAAUGGUAUCAGAGAAUAAGUCGAAAUUAGCCGAAUUCACAGUGCAAGGAUUUACAGACUUACCAGUGCUUCAGUUUCCUCUUUUCAUGACAUUUUUAUUUAUAUAUAUCACCAUUGUCUUGAGCAAUAUCAUAAUUUUUGCCUCCAUAGUUUUGAACUCUCAUUUACACACUCCUAUGUACAUCUUCUUGUGUAACCUAUCAUUCAUUGAUAUCUCAUACACAUCAACCAUUCUACCCAAACUGUUGGACAUGGUUCUCACUCAAUGUAAGACCAUAUCAUUUCUAGAGUGCUUUAUUCAGGUGUAUUUUUUCAUGUCCUUUGCUUGUACAGAAUUCUUAUUACUGGCUGCCAUGGCUUAUGAUCGCUAUGUAGCAAUCUGUCACCCUCUACGGUACUCAAUACUUAUGAGUCCAAAGCGAUGUGCUUAUUUAUUACUUGCAGUAUGGAUAGCAGGUUUUCUUGAUCCUGUUAUACACACUUCUUUUAUAGUUAACUUGUCCUUCUGUUCAUCCUACAACAUUGACCACUUUUACUGUGAUGUAUCUCCAUUACUUACGAUUACCUGCAGUGAUACCUUUACCAUUAGUAUUUGGAACUAUAUUAAUGGGACUCUUAUAGCUAUCACUUCAUUUACAUAUACAUUGGUAUCAUAUGUCUUUAUUAUCACUGCCAUCCUAAAUAUUCAGUCAGCAGGUGGUCGACGUAAAGCAUUUUCUACCUGUGCCUCUCACAUGACCAGUGUUAUUGUCUUUUAUGGAACAAUGAUCAGUGUGUAUAUCAGACCAGCAUCUACAUAUUCUCCACAGCAAGACAAGUUUUUUGCUCUUUUAUACGUUGUAUGUAUUCCAAUGCUGAAUCCCCUUAUAUAUACCCUGAAGAAUAAAGACUUUCAUCAUGUCUUCAAAAAGUUGGAAACAAAAAUCUAA